This is a messenger RNA of Radiomyces spectabilis, 1467 nucleotides long. RefSeq names its product alpha-2-glucosyltransferase Alg10. Gene Ontology annotation, biological process: dolichol-linked oligosaccharide biosynthetic process; protein N-linked glycosylation. Gene Ontology annotation, cellular component: endoplasmic reticulum. The record is from RefSeq and is a predicted model, not a curated record. The coding region runs from base 35 to 1429 and encodes 464 amino acids. Lineage: Eukaryota; Fungi; Mucoromycota; Mucoromycetes; Mucorales; Radiomycetaceae. The transcript has 9 exons. Gene Ontology annotation, molecular function: dolichyl pyrophosphate Glc2Man9GlcNAc2 alpha-1,2-glucosyltransferase activity.
UUUUUUUCUAUCAUCCACACACCCAACACUGACGAUGUCCAAACCCGUGGUCAUCAUCCCCAUGGCCAUCCAUGCCGCAUGUCUGGCAUGGAUGGCCAAGCUCGUCCAGCAUAAUGUGCCACAGCCUUAUAUGGACGAAAUUUUCCAUAUUCCGCAAGCACAACGAUACUGUUUGGGUGAUUAUGCAACCUGGGAUCCAAAAUUGACAACACCUCCAGGCCUUUAUAUCAUCAGUCAUGGUUUAUUUCUCUUGGGCCGCGUAGUUGGCCUGAACUUGUGCGAUGUGAACAGUCUUCGCAUGGUGAAUCUUGUCUUUGCUGUGGGACUUUAUCCGGUCAUUUAUGGCCUUUUAACUCAGCUUCAUCAAACGACAAGCACUCUUUCAAGAGCGCUUUAUGCAUUAGCCCUGUGUUGGUUCCCGGUUGGCUACUUUUUCAACUUUGUCUACUAUACAGAUACUGCAUCCACGUUCUUCGUACUACUAUCUUAUCUAUUUGUCCUACAACACUGUUAUGCCCUCGCUGCUCUGAUGGGAACCAUAGCCAUGACCUUUAGGCAAACCAACGUUAUCUGGCUAGCUUUUUUCAUGGUGUUAUCCAUCAUUGACAUAGUGUCUGCGCAACCCAAGAAAAAAGACAGUGGGUCGACAUUAUACAAUCCAUUGUGGUCUGAUAAUACCUCGAUUGUCGAUAUUGUGAGGGCUCUGUGGAGUUUGAUGGUUGAAACCUGGCGAUCAUUUCCCGCGAUCGCCCCUCGAAUAUUCCUGUUCAUGAUGGCUCUGGUCAGCUUUGCGGUGUUUCUCGUUUGGAACAAUGGCAUUGUUCUCGGCGAUCGAUCCAAUCAUAUUGCGGGACUGCAUUUUCCCCAAUUGUUCUACUUUUCUUCAUUUCUGUCUUUUUUCCUUCUUCCGUGGACGUUGAAGGUCACCUCCAUAUCAACAUGUCUGAGGUGCUUUGCCCAUGACAGAUUGAGGAGUUUACUGACGGCAAGCAUCAUGGUGUACUUUGUUUAUUAUUUCACUUACGAGCACCCAUUCUUGCUCAGUGAUAAUCGUCAUUACUCAUUCUACGUAUGGAAAAACAUCUAUCGGCGGCAUUGGAGCAUUCGUUAUCUCCUUGUUCCUGUUUACAUGGUCAGUGGAUGGCUGAACAUGGUACAUCUCAGGCGCCACGCCACUAUCUUGUUUAUGGUUGGGUAUGGGUGUGUCAUCAUACUCACUUUAAUUCCAUCGCCAUUACUGGAGUUCCGGUACUUUAUUCUUCCUUUUAUGUUUUAUACCCUUCAUUUAGCUCCUGCUUACCGGGGAAGACGAUUUAUCCUUGGUCUCAGCAUGUACCUGAUACUCAAUGGAUUGACGAUGUAUAUGUUUUUGUAUCGUCCAUUCCGUUGGGACAGUGUACCCCAGGAAUGGCAACGGUUCAUGUGGUAAAAGUAGAAAAUUUAGAAUAAAAUUUUUUUUGAGCUUAU